Tetrahymena thermophila SB210 is the source of this 1662-nucleotide messenger RNA. Its product is annotated as transmembrane protein, putative. The transcript is spliced from 4 exons. Lineage: Eukaryota; Ciliophora; Oligohymenophorea; Hymenostomatida; Tetrahymenidae. The record is from RefSeq and is a predicted model, not a curated record.
UUAAUUUAAACUUUAAUAACUAAAUCAUAGUAAACAAUCUAUUAAUUUAAAAAAACUGCAUAAACCAAUAUUACAUUUCUAAAAUCCUCCAUCUAAUUAUUAGCUCUUCUUUAAAUACUUUUUUUAUUCAUGUAAAUAACUUUAUUUUAUCUAACUGGAGAUAUUUUAAGAUGUAGAACUCUAAAGUAGAUCACUUCGUUAAUUUUUCUACUUCUUUUAAUAUGCAUGAUUAAAAACUCACAUUAAAUGAGUAUUACUUCAAAAGAAGGGUUUCCUAUCUAUUUUAGAUAGUCAGAAUAUAUGAUAUAAAUAAUCUUUUACUCUCAAAUAUCUCUAAACAUGACUAUUUCUCUCUAUCACUCUUAUCUUGUAAUGAGUCCUUAUUAGGUUCAGUAAUUGUAAUAGAGUCAAGUUUUCUUAAAUUAGAUUGCUUAUCAAUCAUCAAAUAGCAAUUGCAACUUAAUGAUCAAAAGCACGGACACUUAAUAACAAAAUUUAUCACAAAUAUCUUCUAACAAUACAGAUAAUUCUUAGUUUUGCUAUGUUUAAUUGCCUAAUUUAGUGAUUGAUAAUAGUAAUUCUACAUAAUAUAUUUAAAUUGAAUGGACUUAACAAAAUAUAUUAGGAGUUUUAGGCAAAACUUAGUUUUACAUUGAUUCAUAGCAAAUAACAAUAUAAAACUCAAUUUUAUCUACUAACUAUAACAAUUCUAAUAAUGGAAUAUUUGGCUUAGCCAACCCUGAUAGAGACUCCUCAUACGGCCAUAACUUACUUUAUCAGUUGUUCACAAAUGGAGUUAUAACUACUGUCUCCUUUGGGAUAUGUGUAAGCUCAGGUAAAGGAGUAUUUUAAAUUGGUGAUUUAGAUAUCUCAAGUAGUUGGUAAUACUAGAAAGUUUAUCUACAAAAUAUAUAUGACUAUAUGACACCUUUAAUAGCUGUGUAAGUGUAAUAGAAGCAAAUUGAUUUUUCCUUUAAUGCAAGAAUAUCGUACUAGUAGCCUUAUCUGCUCAUAAAAUAAGCACUAAAGAUAUCAUAACAAUAUAUAGAAAUAUAACCUAACCUACCUCAAAUUUUAAAGGAACUUUUGCUUUUUAAUAUAGAUAAAAUAAAAUUAAAUUAUGAUGACAUUUUGUUUUGGAUCAAAUCAUUACCUUAAUUAUAGGUUAUCUCUUAAGAUAGCAAAGGUAAGCCCUUGAUAUUUUCAUCUAGCCCUAUUUUUAUCUGUGCAGACGCCCAAAGCUUAAGCUUAUUACAGAUUCAGUAGGGAAUACAAAGCAAUUAAUAAUUUGAUGUGUGUACUACUUAUAAAGAAAUCAAGGAUAGUGAGAGUUCAGUUGAUGCUGAAAUAGGCAAUUAAUUCCUCUAAAACAUUUUUAUUAUUUUUAAUAUUUCUAAAUCUUACAUCUAAUUUUUUGUGGAUAAUUAAUGUGUUAAUAGUUAAUCAGUUUAAGAACUCAACUCUUCCCCUUUGUAUUACUUGCUAAAUAUUUUUUAAAGUGUUGUAUCUUUCCUCAUCACCAUUAUUGUGCUAUUUCUCUUGCUUAAAAAAUUAAAAGGAAAGAAUGAUUAGAAUUAAUUUGCAUUUAAUCAAGAAGAAGAAAUAAGAAUUAACAAUAUAUCAUAAAACAAUAGAUUUAAUUAACAUUUGCAUUCAGAUUGA